Messenger RNA from Talpa occidentalis (Iberian mole), 1193 nucleotides. It is a transcript of the gene TLX2, whose product is annotated as T cell leukemia homeobox 2. Gene Ontology annotation, cellular component: nucleus. Lineage: Eukaryota; Metazoa; Chordata; Mammalia; Eulipotyphla; Talpidae. Gene Ontology annotation, molecular function: RNA polymerase II cis-regulatory region sequence-specific DNA binding; DNA-binding transcription factor activity, RNA polymerase II-specific. The record is from RefSeq and is a predicted model, not a curated record. The transcript is spliced from 3 exons. Gene Ontology annotation, biological process: regulation of transcription by RNA polymerase II; animal organ development. The coding region runs from base 324 to 1178 and encodes 284 amino acids.
CCACCCUGGACUCGCGCAGAGCCGCCGGCUGCCCAGCAUCCAUCCGCGCUUCAGAAGCAGCAAGGACGCUCCUGGGGCCCCGGCAGGUCGCGCUCCCCCGGGAUGCGAGUCCCUGCGCCGACGCCCGGCAGCGGCCGGCACGGGUGCGGCUAUUCCGGGCGCACUGGGAUGAAGCUGUCCUGGGGGCCCCGGCGCCCCGCCGUGGCCAGACCCGCAGGCCCCUGAGGCCGCCGCCCCGAGCGCGCCUCAGCUGGGCUCCCAGAGCUGCCCGGUGCGCUCUCCCUAACCGCGGAAUCUGCUGCGGUCCCUCCUGACCCGGACCCAUGGAGCCGGCGGUGCUGGCCUCGCACAACCACCCGCACCACGAACCAAUCAGCUUUGGCAUCGAUCAGAUCCUGAGCUGCCCAGAGCCCCCCGGGAGCGGCCUAGGCCCGGGUCGUGCGGGCCAGGGCCAUGGGGAGAGUGCGGCGUUCUCGGGUGGAUUUCACGGAGCCUCCAGCUACGGCCCCGCGGGUUCCCUGACCCCGCUGCCUGGAAGCUCCAGCGUGGGUCCGGGCGGCGUGAUCCGCGUCCCGGCGCACCGUCCGCUGCCCGUACCGCCGCCCGCGGGAGGCUCGUCUGCCGUGCCUGGACCCUCGGGCUUGGGCGGCGCCGGGGGCCUAGCCGGACUCACCUUCCCGUGGAUGGACAGCGGCCGCCGCUUUGCCAAGGACCGGCUCACGGCCGCGCUUUCUCCCUUCUCCGGGACGCGCCGCAUAGGGCACCCCUACCAAAACCGGACCCCCCCGAAGCGGAAGAAGCCGCGCACGUCCUUCUCCCGCUCGCAGGUGCUGGAGUUGGAGCGGCGCUUCCUGCGCCAGAAGUACCUGGCCUCGGCCGAGAGGGCGGCGCUGGCUAAGGCCCUGCGCAUGACCGACGCACAGGUCAAGACGUGGUUCCAGAACCGACGCACCAAGUGGCGGCGCCAGACGGCCGAGGAGCGCGAAGCGGAGCGGCACCGCGCGGGCCGCCUGCUCCUGCACCUGCAGCAGGACGCGCUCCCGCGGCCACUGCGGCCGCCGCUGCCCCCAGAUCCGCUCUGCCUGCACAACUCGUCGCUCUUCGCGCUGCAAAACCUGCAGCCCUGGGCCGAGGACAACAAGGUGGCUUCGGUGUCCGGGCUCGCCUCGGUGGUGUGAACGACGCCUGCCCGA